Messenger RNA from Ipomoea nil (Japanese morning glory), 1834 nucleotides. Its product is annotated as deoxynucleoside triphosphate triphosphohydrolase SAMHD1 homolog. Gene Ontology annotation, biological process: dGTP catabolic process. The record is from RefSeq and is a predicted model, not a curated record. The coding region runs from base 84 to 1613 and encodes 509 amino acids. The transcript has 19 exons. NCBI's taxonomy places the organism in Eukaryota, Viridiplantae, Streptophyta, Magnoliopsida, Solanales, Convolvulaceae. Gene Ontology annotation, molecular function: dGTPase activity. Gene Ontology annotation, cellular component: nucleus.
AAUUCCUGUACCCGACGCCUCUCCCACUCCCUCUUCCUCUUUCUGGACCUCAACACUGCGUCCCCUCCUCUGAAUAUAUAUAAAUGACACGCAACCGCAUUCUAUCAUUUCGAACUUCAAUCCCCUCCGCCGAAACAGAAAGCGCGAGUUUUCUCUCUGUCUCUGCAGCGGUACGGUUUCCUCGAAGAUCAGAAAUGGUAACUUGCAGCAACGCCGCCCUUCCGAGCUACAGUUGCUCCUCGCCUGCCGAUGAUCGCCGAUUCUCUAAGCAAGUUUACGAUAACGUUCACGGAAACAUCUAUCUCGAUCCUCUUUCUCUGAAGUUUGUGGAUACAGAACAGUUUCAGAGGCUUCGGGAUUUGAAGCAACUUGGCCUUACUUACUUUGUUUACCCGGGGGCUGUGCACUCUCGCUUUGAGCAUUCACUUGGUGUCUAUUGGCUGGCUAGUGAUGCUAUAAACAGACUUAAAGCCAGUCAAGGUUCAGAGCUUGGCAUUGAUGCAUUUGAUGUUCAGACAGUGAAACUUGCUGGAUUACUGCAUGAUGUCGGUCAUGGGCCAUUCAGCCACACGUUUGAGCGUGAAUUUCUUCCUCGAGUUCUUAAUGGCAUCAAAUGGUCCCAUGAAGAUAUGUCUUUGAAGAUGAUAGACUACAUUGUUGAUAAACAUACCAUUGACAUUGAUUCUGAGAAGCAUAAGAAAGUGAAGGAAAUGAUAAUUGCUUCUGAGAGUGAUCAAUCUAAUAGCUUGAAAGAAAAGCAAUUCUUGUAUGAUAUUGUUGCUAAUGGGCGCAAUGGCAUAGAUGUUGACAAAUUUGAUUAUAUAGCCCGUGACUCUCGAGCUUGUGGUCUUGGUUGCAAUUUCCAGUUUGAAAGAAUUUUCGACACAAUGAGGGUUAUGGACAAUGAGAUAUGCUACCGUGCAAAGGAAUAUCUUACUAUCCACAAGCUAUUUUAUUCACGGGCUGAUUUGCAUCGAACAGUUUAUAUGCAUGCAAAAGUGAAGGCUAUUGAACUGAUGAUUGUUGAUGCCCUGCUCAAGGCAAAUAAUUAUCUUAAAAUCACAUCCUAUAUUGAUGAACCAUCUCAAUACUGGCAGUUAGAUGACACAAUAGUGAAAACUAUUGAAACCAGUUCUUGUCAAGAACUGAAGGAAUCCAGAGAUCUCAUCCUUAGAAUUCGAAGAAGGGACUUGUACCAGUUCUGUAAUGAGUUUGCUGUACCAAAGGAGAAGCUGGAGCAUUUCAGAAAUGUCACUUCUCAAGAUAUAAUUUGUUCCCAGAACUCUGAUGGAAGUGCACCUAUGCUAAAGGAGGAAGAUAUCGUUGUAACUAAUGUCAAAAUUGAUUUGACUCGCGGAAGAAAAAAUCCGCUUGAAUGCAUCAAAUUUUUCAAGGAUUUUGAAAGUAACGAGAAGUUCCACAUCAAAGAUGAUCGUGUCAGUCACUUGCUUCCAGCAUUUUAUCAGGACAUGAUCGUUCGAGUUUACUCCAAAAAGCCUGAUCUGGUGGGAGCUGUGUCGGAGGCCUUCGAGAACUUUCAGCUCAAAACAUAUGGGACAAAAACCCAAGUGCAUGCUACGCCUGAUAAGAAGAAACGCCCAAGGUAUAUAUAGUCAUGACCUGGUGGGGCUUAUAUUUUCAGGAACAUAGACAUGCACCAAAUCAGAUAACACUAAUCCUCAGUCUCACUAUUAGAUGUUUAAAAGAACGUAGGUGUACAAUUAAUUGUACUGUAUAUAUUUGUCCCCCGGUCCGUCUUUAGUUGUAAUCAUGGUAGUUGUUGAUCUGACUGACGCUCUUCUAAUACAGAUUAAUGUUUUUCACUUUAUAUAAA